UCUCUGUAACAUUUUUCAGCAUUUCAGUAGAAUAAGAUCUUAGAGAGUCAAUCUGAUUCAGGGCAUGACGUUUCAGUGUUCUUACACUGGGUCUACCCAAGUAGCGUCGUAAAGACUUCCAAUAUUCCUAAGGGUAACGCUAAAUUAUGUCCAACCUUCUACAACCGCCCGAUUCUAGGUGCAAGAAAUAAAGACAAACUGCCUGAUUCUGCCACUUCUAUGUGCAUUUAUCAAUUCAACUGUUCUUGUGGAGUGAGUUACAUUGGGCGUACAAUGAGGCAGUUCCAUCGUCGAAUUUCUGAGCACUACCCAUCAUGGUUGAACAAGGGACAAAUUAGAACUAUAAAGAGCUCCAUACUUGCACACUUAGUUGACACAGGACAUCAAGUGGUUACUGGAAAAGCCUUCAAAAUUAUCCAUCAGAUUCCAACUAAUUUACCUCAUGGAUUACGCACUCGGUUACUUCACAUAGCAGAGGCAAUUGCAAUCCACCUUUACAAACCUAGCCUUUGUAUCCAAAAGAAGUUUGUUCGACCACUUUCAUUACCGCAGCCGUCAACAUGAUGUAACUUCUAGGCUUAUUUUGUGCACAUCUUCCCCUUCUUGUUUCUAUCAAUAUUUCCUAUUUUAGUAACUCUGUUGAUUAUUUACAUCAUUAUUUCCGAAACACCACGGGAUUGGUAAUUUGAUUAAAUUGUAAACCUAUAUAUUAGUGUAGAGUCCAAGAUGAAGACCUAAUUGGAAAGAAAUAUAUUUCAUCGCUCAAUCAGUCUUUUUCAAUUGAUUUUGUUUUCGUAAAGUAAUGGAAAGUUUACCAUACGGUAAUAAUACAUUUGUUGUGAAGCAAGACAUUUGUCUU
Molecule: messenger RNA, 859 nt
Organism: Heterobilharzia americana
Lineage: Eukaryota; Metazoa; Platyhelminthes; Trematoda; Strigeidida; Schistosomatidae
Source: the annotation of a GenBank genome assembly